Messenger RNA from Caenorhabditis bovis, 1068 nucleotides. Lineage: Eukaryota; Metazoa; Nematoda; Chromadorea; Rhabditida; Rhabditidae. The record is from the annotation of a GenBank genome assembly.
AUGCAUGACUUAUCGAAUUUUGAUCUCAGCUUUUCAAAUUUCGAUCUCCGAUUGACGUUACUUGAAUCGCAGAUUACGCUUACGAUAGAAACUGCUCCAUUAACGAGACUGCAACCCUACUCGAUGGUCGGACUCAAUCCGCGAAAAGUUGAGCGAGUCGUCGUCAAAGGUGGAUAUGCGUCGAAUAUCGAGCAUAUUCAAAAGGAUUGCAAUCCGUUGCGUAGAACAAGUGCAUCGUUUUAUCAUUUGAUUCGGCUGACGGUUUUCGCUGAUCCUGGUUCCGAGCAGUACAGAACCAGCGUUUUCCUUCAUCCACUUCGAAUGCCAUACCGAACGUUGUCGCCAACUCCAUUGCAUUUCGUUAAAGGAUCAUACGUGGAGAUUCUAACAUUAUAUAUAUGUGGUGAUUAUCGAACAGCGACGAAUCCAUGGAUCAAUGUUCGUUUUUAUAAUAGUCGAAUAUCGAUGAGUCAACCUUUGGGGAGUACGACAUUUAGAAAUGGAACUGUUCAAAUUUCAUACAAAAAUGAGACGACUGAACGCAAACCGGUGAAGAGUAAAUCAAUAUUCACCUACAAAUUAAAUCAAGCAAUCACCGAGAAUCCGAAGGAUUUGUACGAGGUAAAUGUGUGGGAGCUGGCGGGAGAGGAUGAUAGCGUAAUCGUUGAUUAUAAAACACAACUUGAGCUGGAUUACAAAAACGUCUACGAUUUUGCGGUGGUUGAAUCGAACGUCCAGAUUUACUAUGUGAGAUGGAUGUCGUCGCGAAAUGGGUUUAAGCAUACGUGCGGAUAUCGAGCGAGUAGUAUUGAUCAGAUGGACAACAAGGUGCCGUUAUCGAAUUGUCAAAGGUUGUUCAGUGUGAUUUGUGAGCGACGACCGGAAGAAGUCACGAGCAUUUUGACGAUGACAAACGACACGGACAUUGUGCAAAAUGCGACGGAAACUGACCAAACGCGACGCGAUGUGUUUGUGCUAACGAAACAUCAAUACAUUACAAUUUGCGGUGUUUCGAUGUUCGCGCCGAUUCUCAUAAUAGCGGCGGUGUUGACGAUGCCGAUAUUGUAG